Messenger RNA from Symsagittifera roscoffensis, 825 nucleotides. RefSeq names its product COP9 signalosome complex subunit 8-like. Gene Ontology annotation, biological process: protein deneddylation; COP9 signalosome assembly. Lineage: Eukaryota; Metazoa; Xenacoelomorpha; Acoela; Convolutidae. The coding region runs from base 1 to 690 and encodes 229 amino acids. The record is from RefSeq and is a predicted model, not a curated record. The transcript has 4 exons. Gene Ontology annotation, cellular component: COP9 signalosome.
AUGACUCGGAUGGACAUGACAUGUGCCUCUGGGGAUGACCAAACCCUGAAUUGCGUGAGGGGAGUGCAAAAGAGUGCGAGUAUGUUGUGUGUAGAGGGGGAGGGGGACUGUUUCUCUGUCGUGUCUCUGAGGGAGGAGGCCAGUAUCCUGGAGGAGGCCGAGCUCAGUCUGGAUGUCACUCUGUCCCAGUCUGGUAUGGACCCAAAUGCUUACUCCAGGUUGUAUGCCAUCUACCUUAUCCUGGGAGACUUGACUGCAGCCAAGUUUCUCUGGAGGAGAUUGCCCCCCAAUGUGCGCAGUUUGGAUGAGAUGAGUCACUUGAGGGGGGUGGGACUGAGACUGUGGAAGGGGGAGUUGAGAGAAGUGUACCAGUGCAUACACGCGCACACGUGGUCACCCAUUAUUCAAAAAUACAUGAGAACUCUGGAGCGGACAGUGAGGCUGAAUAGCAUUUCUCUCAUUAGCAAAGCGUAUGACGUCAUCAAGUUUGACUCAUUCUGCGAACUGACAGGGUGCUCAAGUGAAGACACUGGCAGAGCACUGGUCAGUCGACUCAACUGGCAGCUGGAUGAGGGAAGCAGUAAGCUAGUGAAGCCGAAGAGAGAGAAGAGAGAUGAUCAGAGUUUGAAGGGGGAGUUUUCAGAUGAACUGCAGAAACUGACCAGGAUCAUAUCUGCCAUCGAGAACUAAUUUUUGAACAACUAAAUUUACAGACUUCCUCCUUUGAAUCCUUUGAAUUGUUACAUGUGCUUUCAGAUAAUUAAUUAAAUUGGAUAUAAAAAUAAAUGCCAGUGAAAGACAACUGAAGAAAAGUCAAGUUCAGUU